Messenger RNA from Gasterosteus aculeatus aculeatus (three-spined stickleback), 1726 nucleotides. The record is from RefSeq and is a predicted model, not a curated record. NCBI's taxonomy places the organism in Eukaryota, Metazoa, Chordata, Actinopteri, Perciformes, Gasterosteidae.
UCAGACACUAAACAAGCACAACCAGACGAAGAAGAAGAGCACGAGACCUCCACUGACUCACAGGACACGGAGGGGCAGUCAGAUGAAGGUGAGAAAAAAAUUGUUGAAGAUAAAAGUAAAACAAAUGCAGGAGACCAUGAAGAAACAGACACACAACAGCAUCUGAAUUCAGCAAACUCUGAGCAACCUCAUAGCCCAAGAACCAAACCAGACCACAGCAACACUGAUGCUGGUCCAGUGUCCUCAGACACUAAACAAGCACAACCAGACGAAGAAGAAGAGCACGAGACCUCCACUGACUCACAGGACACGGAGGGGCAGUCAGAUGAAGGUGAGAAAAAAAUUGUUGAAGAUAAAAGUAAAACAAAUGCAGGAGACCAUGAAGAAACAGACACACAACAGCAUCUGAAUUCAGCAAACUCUGAGCAACCUCAUAGCCCAAGAACCAAACCAGACCACAGCAACACUGAUGCUGGUCCAGUGUCCUCAGACACUAAACAAGCACAACCAGACGAAGAAGAAGAGCACGAGACCUCCACUGACUCACAGGACACGGAGGGGCAGUCAGAUGAAGGCGAGAAAAAAAUUGUUGAAGAUAAAAGUAAAACAAAUGCAGGAGACCAUGAAGAAACAGACACACAACAGCAUCUGAAUUCAGCAAACUCUGAGCAACCUCAUAGCCCAAGAACCAAACUAGACCACAGCAACACUGAUGCUGGUCCAGUGUCCUCAGACACUAAACAAGCACAACCAGACGAAGAAGAAGAGCACGAGACCUCCACUGACUCACAGGACACGGAGGGGCAGUCAGAUGAAGGCGAGAAAAAAAUUGUUGAAGAUAAAAGUAAAACAAAUGCAGGAGACCAUGAAGAAACAGACACACAACAGCAUCUGAAUUCAGCAAACUCUGAGCAACCUCAUAGCCCAAGAACCAAACUAGACCACAGCAACACUGAUGCUGGUCCAGUGUCCUCAGACACUAAACAAGCACAACCAGACGAAGAAGAAGAGCACGAGACCUCCACUGACUCACAGGACACGGAGGGGCAGUCAGAUGAAGGCGAGGACAAAACUGUUGAAGAUCGAAAUGAGGCCUAGUGUGGCUCUCAGGGAGAAAGGCAAUGACAGAUGCAGUGAGGAUAAAGCAGGACAAAAGGAACAUGAAGGUGUGUCGUUGGCUUUUAUGCAACUUGGAGAACAUGGUGAGAUUUACGAAGGAAGCAGAUGGUGAAAGUGAAGCUUUAAAUAAAACAGGGCAAGAAUAAGUCAACUCAACACAAAUGCUGUCAUUGAAACCAGCAAAACAAGAAUUUAAACUAGAAGGCUGAAAACACACACAGAGCAGAGAUCACAUCUUUACACGAAGCCACAGAGAGUCUCAGCUCAGAGUGAGAUGAACCUGAAAGGAAGCGACGAGGACCAGAAACUCCAACAAGAAAAGGAUUGUUUUCCCUUAAGAUUUUUAAAUCAUAUUCAUGGUAUAUGCCUGAAUAAUAGCUCAAAUGUUUUUUUUAUGUUUUUAUACUGAACUAAGCAAUAACAAAUAUGAAUGUAUGUCUAACUUAUCAAAUUAAAAGCAUUAGUCUGUCAUUUUGUGAUCUUAUCAAAAGGAAGGCUUUUUUAAAUUUAUAUUUCAGUUCUCCAAUAUUACAAACAGGACCUUCACAUUGGGACAGGAAGAACUAGAUCUAUUGUAAGCCGAGUUUUCCUCCAGUGAACUUUUUUA